Molecule: messenger RNA, 420 nt
Organism: Brugia pahangi
Lineage: Eukaryota; Metazoa; Nematoda; Chromadorea; Rhabditida; Onchocercidae
Source: the annotation of a GenBank genome assembly
AUGUUAAAAAGCAGUACGGUGGAUCAGAAAGAGUUGCAAAGACGUGAGACAUUUUUACGCGAUAACUCUCGACCCUUAAAACUAGCUGAUCCGACAACUUGGCCACGUCGUUGGGGCGUGACUUCUUUUGCUAUUGUUACUGGCCUGCUAUCUUGGAAAUAUUAUACGGAUUGGUCAAGAAAACCAUUCUUUUACAGUCUCGUUCCUCGCUUCAUUCUUUUGACCUUUCUGGGUGGCAUUGGAUACGUAGUUGGUUCUCUUCGUGAAUAUCACUAUAAAACCCGUGACGCCGUUAUUGAACAUUAUAUCUCGCUUCAUCCAGAAGACUUCGAGCAUUUGACAAAUUUGGACGGACGUAAAUAUUCGGAGGUGCUUAUACCCUGGAUUCCUCGACGUGCACAUCAUAGAAAAUUUGAUUAG